Messenger RNA from Entamoeba invadens IP1, 1461 nucleotides. RefSeq lists its product as hypothetical. NCBI's taxonomy places the organism in Eukaryota, Evosea, Mastigamoebida, Endamoebidae. Bases 1 to 1461 code for a protein of 486 amino acids. Gene Ontology annotation, molecular function: ATP-dependent diacylglycerol kinase activity. The transcript has a single exon. The record is from RefSeq and is a predicted model, not a curated record.
AUGCAUUCUAAACCCCCAUUAUCGACGAGUGAAAUUCGAGUUCCCUAUGUUCGUGGGUAUUACUCGUUUGAUUUUCCACAUAUAAAUAUUCCCCUCUCCUGUCAUCAAUUUCUUCCAAUAACAGAGAAAUCAUUUUGCUCAGUGUGUAAAUGUUCUGUGACAUCGAAAAAUGGUUUAAUAUGUACGAAGUGUGGGACAAUAGUUCACACCACCUGUCGAGAUAAGGCUUACACCUCAUGUGAAGAGAUCAAAUCAAAAGACAAAGGAUAUACCCAAUCCUUAGAAGAGUAUAUUGCAGUCAGUCAUUCGACUUCCCAACCACAUCUUUUAGUUCAAUCCAAAACAAAGAGUGAUGUUUGUCAGUUGUGUAAUCUUGGGAUUAAAAGUACCUGUCGCAAGUGUUUAUGUUGUGGCGCCUUUUUCCACGACACCUGCAACCCCCUUCGUGAUUGCAAAAAGUGUUAUUCGAGUGACACAAACUCUGCUUUACAACACCACUUUAUACACGGUGCUAAAAACGUCCACUUGAAGUGUUUUGUGUGUAAAACACCAAUUCAAUCCAAUUUCGGGUUCACAUGUGUCUGGUGUGGCAUGCAAGUCCACACGGAGUGUCUUGACAAAAUCACGUACUAUUGUUCUUGUGGGAGAUUUGGCUUCUUAAUUUCAAGACCAACAGAUCUGACUGAUCAAUACAUUUUUGUGUGUCAUUUCUAUACGGACGAAUACUACUUUUUACUCCGAAGUGUCAACCCAAGACAACUCGUCUUCGACCCACACGAUUUUAACAUCAAAAUUACUAAGAAAAAUGUGACGAGAAAUGUCCUGUUCAUACAUUCCGGGGAAUUGCGUGUACUUCACACCUUCUUGCAUUUACUUGAUAGUAAUAUGAAGAUCCUGACUCUCCAAAAUGAUGUUGGGAAAGCUCUUGGGUGGUCUAUGAAAUUAGAUAAGGCUUUCAGCUAUAUACAAAACAGUUGUGAGUCACGGGUAGACAUCUGGGAACUAAGUCCUUAUAAUAUCGAAUUCUUGGGAUACUUUGGAAUUGGUAUCGACGCUUAUAGUCUCACAGCUAAGACAUCAAAAGACCAUAAAAUACACUUGGAAAGGUAUUUGGACCUUUUGAUCGACGGAGUUCAAGUGGACUUGGCUAGUUACUGUGGUGUCCUCUUUAUGAACAUCAACACAUUUAAUGGUAACAAUAAUGAGUGCGACGAAACACUGUUAGACGACGGUGAAAUCGAAGUAUUCUUGUUCUCAAGUUUUAAGCACUUCGCAAUGUGUUUGACGGAUGAAUUAAAACCAAUUUAUUAUAGUCAGGCAAAACACGUGCAACUGAAUGUAAGAAGAACAAUUUGCGCUGAGGUUGACGGGAGUCCGUUUAGUUUGGAACAAGGUGUAUUGCAUAUGCAAUGUUCUCGACAACUCACUUGUUUGAUGUAUAAUAAACAAUAUUAUAAAUAA